AUGUGCGAACCCUCCUCUCAGAUCUAUCGUGACGUUUCAGUCAUUGGUCGUGGGUGCCACGGUAGAGUCUAUAAGGCAUUCCGAAGGGACACUGGAGCUGUGGUCGCGGUGCGCGACGUCGACCUGAGGCGCUUUGAUGCAGCGGCUGUCAGACACCUCUUUGAGCAGGAGAAGGCCGAGGUGCGCUUAGUGCAUCCAUUCAUAGUGCAAAAUCACUCUAUGACCAAAAGCAGGGAAGAGUUUUCCUUGCACAUCGAGAUGGAGUACUGUGCAGACGGUUCUCUCGACGACUUGCGAUGGGAGCGUAAGAUGAGUCAUUGUUACAUCCCCGAGUACCGGAUCUGGGAAAUAAUCGUUCAGGUGGCGGGCGCACUUGUCUAUAUGCACGAUCCUAACAAACCAGGCGGGAUUGUUCUGCACAAAAACCUCAAGCUCUCGAACAUCCUUGCCAAUGGUCACGCAGUUAAGAUAGGGGAUGUUGGGCUCCCUGAGAUAGAUUAUACCAAGCGCCCGGACUACCAUGUAUUUGAGGCCUACAGAGCCCCAGAGGCUACAAAAUUUGGCAUCUAUGAUACUGCGUCAGACAUAUGGUCGUUUGGGGUUUUGCUUCUGGAGCUUUGCACGUUCAAGCAGCCAAACUGGAAACCGAGUCUUCUAAAGGUAGCACCGCAAUACGAACUCUGGGAGGAAUACUCGGAUGACCUUUAUUAUCUCAUCGAGGACUGUCUUAAGCUGAAGGCCAGUGAGCGGCUCACUGCAGGGGAUAUCUACCUCCAUCCGCAGGCCCAGGAGGCCCUCAGACGCUUAAAGGAAUAUGAGUGA
Molecule: messenger RNA, 822 nt
Organism: Giardia duodenalis
Lineage: Eukaryota; Fornicata; Diplomonadida; Hexamitidae
Product: Kinase, NEK
Exons: 1
Coding region: 1-822 (273 amino acids)
Biological process (GO): protein phosphorylation
Molecular function (GO): protein kinase activity; ATP binding
Source: RefSeq, a predicted model, not a curated record